Messenger RNA from Fragaria vesca subsp. vesca, 1311 nucleotides. RefSeq names its product scarecrow-like protein 32-like. Gene Ontology annotation, molecular function: sequence-specific DNA binding; DNA-binding transcription factor activity. NCBI's taxonomy places the organism in Eukaryota, Viridiplantae, Streptophyta, Magnoliopsida, Rosales, Rosaceae. Gene Ontology annotation, cellular component: nucleus. The record is from RefSeq and is a predicted model, not a curated record. Gene Ontology annotation, biological process: regulation of DNA-templated transcription. Bases 1 to 1311 code for a protein of 436 amino acids. The transcript has a single exon.
AUGAACAAAAACCAGACGAACCGGACGCGUCCCUGGCCUGGUUUCCCUACGUCGUCGAAGCUCACCAACUUCGGCGACGCCAACUGCAUGGAGCAGCUACUAGUCCACUGCGCCAACGCCAUCGAGACCAACGACGCUACCUUGGCUCAGCAGAUCCUGUGGGUUCUCAACAACAUUGCUCCUCCGGACGGCGACUCGAACCAGCGCCUCACCUGCGCUUUUCUUCGAGCUCUCAUCGCUCGUGCGGCUAGGAGCGGAAGUCUUAAGCUCCUAGCUGCAAUGAACGCCGCGCAAGCCAACCUUGCCAUUCACACUCAUAAAUUCUCCGUCAUCGAGCUUGCAGGGUUUAUUGACCUCACUCCUUGGCACAGGUUCGGCUUCACCGCCGCAAACGCCGCCAUUCUCGAAGCGGUGGAAGGUUUCUCUGUUAUCCACAUCGUUGACUUGAGUUUGACUCACUGCAUGCAAAUCCCAACUCUGGUUGAUGCCAUUGCUUCUCGUCAGGACGGGUUAACUACUCCUCCGCUGCUGAAGCUCACCGUGGCCGGAACAACGGAGGACGUGCCGCCGAUGCUGGAUCUUUCGUACGAGGAGCUCGGUUCGAAAUUGGUUAACUUCGCAAGAUCCAGGAACAUAAUCUUGGAGUUUAGGGUCAUCCCUUCGAGUUAUACAGAUGGAUUUGCAAACUUAAUCGAGCAGCUUCGUGUGCAGAACUUGGUGUACCCGGAGAGCGGACACGAGGCUCUAGUCAUAAACUGUCACAUGAUGCUCCACUACAUUCCAGAAGAGACGUUUCAGAAUUUCGAGCCUUGUUCUUCAUCCUCAACUUCCAUUACUACUUCAUCUACUUCACUGAGGUCCAUGUUUUUGAAAGCGGUUCGGGGUUUGGACCCAACAGUCGUUGUUUUGGUGGAUGAGGACGCCGACUUGACUUCAAACGACUUGGUGGGGAGGCUGAGGUCGGCUUUCAACUAUCUGUGGAUACCUUAUGAUACUGUUGACACGUUUCUGCCGAGGGGGAGCAAGCAGAGGCAGUGGUAUGAAGCCGAUGUGUGUUGGAAAAUAGAGAAUGUGAUUGCAUACGAGGGGUUUCAGAGGGUGGAGAGGCUCGAGCCGAAAUGCCGGUGGGUGCAGAGGAUGAGGAGCGCAGGGUUUAGAAGCGUUCCGUUUGGGGAGGAGGCGGUGAAUGAGGUGAAGGCUAUGCUGGAUGAGCACGCUGCAGGGUGGGGGAUGAAGAGGGAAGAAGAAGAUCUUGUGCUUACUUGGAAGGGACACAAUGUGGUUUUCGCCACAGCUUGGAUGCCUGCUUGA